CCGGGGAGCUGCUGGGGCGGAGGCAGCCCGUCGCGGAGGGGCUGGGGGGGGAACGGCUCUGCCCGGGCCGAGGAACUCAGCUGGCCGCCGGGGGGGCCGUGGCGCUCCAACAAACCCGCCCCGCCCCCAGCGCCGCUUCACCCUCACCCCCCGCCCGGACACAAGCGCCGCCAGCUUGUUGGAGGAGCAGGGCCCGAUACAGCGCAGGGGGAGGGGCGGAGGCGGGGCCAGGCCGGAGAGGGGCGGGGGAGGGGCUCGGUGCGGCUCGCCCAGCCCAGCCCGGCCGCGGGGAGCGAGGCGAGUGACUGACACGGACCAAAGUUAUCCCGGAAUAAGGGCAGCACGCAUGUGCCGUCACCCCGGAUGUAAACAUGCCGCCCAGGCCCUCAGAAGCCCGCCCCGCCCGGCUAGAGCGGACGGGCUGACCCGUGCUGGGCUGAGCCGAGCCGAGCCGGGCCGGGCCGGGCCGGGCCGGGCCCAAGCGAGCUGGCCGCCCGCCUGGGGGGAAGGGAGGCAGAGCCUCUGCCCGAGGGAAAGGGAAGUGGCAGAGCUUCCGUGAGGCGGGGAAAAGGGGGGCAGAGCCCCCCACCCCCAGGCAGAACCUUCCUGAGGCAGCUGAGGUGGAGAAUUGCCCCAAUGGUUUGGCUCAGCCAGGCCUUCCUGUCACAAAUGACCCCAGCCCCGUGUUAGUGGCCCUCUUCCUCCCCCCCUUCCUCUCCCCUGCCCCUUCCUGGGGGUUUGUUACACCUGGGCUAAGUACGGAAACUCUGUUACCAUCUCCUCACCCCCCCAUCCCUUCAGUUACUCCUGGCCGCGCGCCCCAGGAGUUCCUGCCUUUACUGGGGUGGGGCAGGAAUAAUGGAUUUUCGGGGGAAGAAGUACGAGCGGGGCAGUAAUUGGUCAGACCCUGAAGUGGUGGAGCUCCUGCAGCUUUGGGCUGAUGAGUCAGUUCAGAUGGAGCUGGAGAGCUGCCUAAGAAACCAGCAUGUUUUCAACCGGAUCGCUGAGGUGUUGAGGGAGAAGGGCAUCCACCGGACUGGGGAUCAGUGCCGGGAGAAAAUAAAAAAGAUGAAGCUGGAGUACCGCAGGAUCAAGGACAACAACAAGACCCCAAGGGGUGGCAGGACUUGGAAAUUCUAUGAGGUGAUGGAUCGGGUGCUGACCAGCCGGCCUUCCAUCUCCUACAGUUCCUUGAGUGGCAGUGUGGUGUCUCAGCAGGCACUGCAAGGGAGCAUAGUGGAGAACUACCAUCACCACUUCACGCCCUCAGCUCUACCUUUCGGACACUCUCAGCACCCUGAGCUGAUGGAAAUCAAAUGUGAGGAGGUGGACUCUGAUGAACACUGCUUAACCCCGGAGCCCCCACUAUCUAUGUCUUACCAGCAGGGCUCCCCUGAGGAGCAUGAGAUGGAGAGAGCUUUUUUGGACAGGGCCCAGAAUGACUCUCCUAUCUCCAGGGUGGAAAUUCCCAUUGAAACCAGUGUUUCACCUUCAGGUUUCAGUGAGCCCAACGUGGCAUCCUCAUCCCGGAUGCAGAAUGUGGGCCCUCGGCCUGGCUUCUCCACCUUGCACCGCCUUCGGAAGAAACGGAAAGGCCAGCGAGUGAAGGAUCCCCUUGAUGACCUUCUACUAAAGACCCUGACAUCACAGAGGGCCAUGGAGGAGCGCUUUCUGCAGAUGGAGGAGCGGCGGUUACAGCGGGAUAUGGAAGUGGAGGAACGGCGGAUGCAGCUAGAGCAGCGACGUUUUGAACUGGAGCGGGAGCAUGAGUUCCGCAUGUUCAAUGUCUUUGCUCAGAUGCUUAGCAUCUUAAAGCAGAGCAACAGCGGCUCCUCCUCUUCUGUUGCACUGCCCCGGGGCUUGGAUUUCAUCCAGGUGCUGUCUGACAUCGCUGGGAUGGGAGGAGGAGGGGGCCUGCAGGAGGCGAGGGCCAUGCAUGUAGGGCGACCACAUUCUGAGAGAAGGACUGACAUGUACAAUUUCUGUAACCCUGGCGAGUUCCAGAGCAGCCCCUUCCUCUCAGCUCGAGGAAACAUUGCCAAUCUCUUUCGUGGCUCGACAGAAGAGGGAUACAAGGCCUAUCAUGCUGACAAGUACGAUGAAGACAAAAACCCCAAUGGAAUAAUUAAUUUUGGUACCAGUGAGAAUAAACUCUGCUUUGAUUUAAUGUCCAAGCGGCUGACGCAGAGUGACAUGAACCUCAUGGAGCCUCCACUGCUGCAAUAUCCUGAUUGGAAAGGACACAUGUUUUUACGGGAGGAAGUGGCUCGAUUUUUGACCUAUUAUUGCAAGGCCCCUGCACCUCUCAAGGCAGAAAAUGUGAUUGUGUUGAAUGGUUGUGGCUCUCUGUUUUCUGCAUUAGCUACAGUUCUCUGUGAUCCAGGGGAAGCUGUUCUGAUUGCCACCCCUUUUUAUGGUGGUAUCACCCAGAGUCUGUUCCUUUAUGGUAACGUCAAGCUGGUCUAUGCCUAUUUAGACAGUAAGAUCACCGGAACAAGCACCCGGCCCUUCCAGCUCACAGUGGACAAGCUAGAGAAGGCCCUACAGGAUGCCCGGUCAGAGGGUGUUGGUGUGAAAGCCUUAAUUCUCCUGAACCCCCAAAAUCCCUUAGGGGACAUCUACUCCCUGUCAGAAUUACGGGACUACCUGGAGUUUGCUAAAAGGCAUGAAUUGCAUGUAAUAGUUGAUGAGAUCUACAUGCUGUCGGUUUUUGACGAAUCAGCUACGUUCCAUAGCGUUCUGGGCAUGGACAGAUUGCCUGAUCCACAGAGGACUCAUGUGAUGUGGGGUAUUAGCAAGGAUUUUGCUGUCUCUGGGAUUCGUUUUGGCACUUUGUAUACUGAGAACCAAGAUGUUGCCAAUGCGGUGGCCUCCUUGUGUUACUUCCAUGGAGUUUGUGGACCUGUCCAACACAAAGUGGCACAGCUGCUCCGAGACAGGGACUGGAUCAAUCAAGUAUACCUGCGGGCCAACCAUGCCCGUCUCAAAGCUGCCCAUACCUAUGUGACAGAUGAGUUGAAGACCCUUGGGGUUCCCUUCCUCAACCGCAAUGCCGGCUUCUUUGUUUGGAUUGAUUUCCGAAAGUACCUUAGGACAGGAACAUUUGAGGAGGAGAUGCUGCUCUGGAGGCGAUUCCUGGAUAACAAGGUUCUGCUGUCCUGUGGCAAAGCCUUUGAGUGCAGUGAGCCGGGGUGGUUCCGUAUCAUCUUUGCCGACAAAACCCACCGACUACAGUUAGGCAUGCAGCGGAUCCGUAGAGUCCUGGAAGAGAGGGAACACGAGAUCCUUUCUGAGGACAAGGACCAGCUAUGCCAGUCAGACCAGGAUGGCAAAGCAGACAGUACAGACGAGGUCAUCUUUGUGUCCCGUCACCAGGAGCCUGGUUCUACUGGGGGCUCCAACCUUGGUGACCUCAUUGGCCUUCUGCAGCAGCAGAUGCGCUCAUCUGACUGGCUGCAAAAGAACACAGCAGAGCAGUUUGCACAGGAGAAGCCAGAAAUCUAUGACGUGUUCAGCAAACUGGUGGGGAAACAAUAGGGACCCCUGUUCCUCCAUGGGCCUUAUCUGAGCAGGGACUGACACCGGAGAACCUAACUGCUUGGUAUUUGACUUCUUGCAAGGAAUAUAUUUUCUGUAUAGCGAGGAAAUCACUUUGUAAAGCUUGCUACCCAGGCCCCUCUUUGGAAUCUCUGCUUUGUAUUGUAUAGCCCAUUUCUCUGUAUUGGGGUAUGGGUGGGGGAUGCAGGGCUCGCUUCUGCCACUGCCCCUUGCCUCAUAUUUUAUAAUUCAUUUCAAAUGAAUGAGCUCUUGACUCUUUUUAUAAGGCACCAUGGUGCCAUCUUUUAUGCUGCUUCUUGUUUCCUCUCACUGUUCCCAGGGAGACAGAAACUUAAGAUAAUUAAGAUGUUUUAUAUUCUUCCCUGAACGAGGUGCAGAGACAACUAAUUCCUUCAGCCCCAGAAGAUGUUUCCUCAUCAAGCCACUGUAAUAUGACAUGUAUUGACUGUUAGAACCAAGCACUUGCCCUGACUCUCAGCUGGGGGUAAAUAAGUGUGUAUUCAUAUACAGACCACUGAGAGAGAGAGACACCUCAACAAAGGGGAUCGAAUGACUUCGGUAACUAGUACUAUGGAGCCUUUCACUUCUGGAUCACUAGUUCCCCUACAGCCUCAGGUCCAUUGUGAUUUUAAAAUAUAUAAUAUAGCGAUCUGGUGCCCUGUGUUAAAUGAGCUUGGCUAUCUCAGUCUAGCUUUUUGUGUUCAUAUAAAAGAUCAUCAUCACAACUGGGUAUGAUAGCUUCUCAGCAGGAACUGCCAACAAAAUGGGCAAAGGUUGCAGAGGGUCAUGGAGAGUAGACAGCUCCAUUAUGCUAGGAGGAUGUUCUGGUUAGAAAUAAGGCACUCUGGCAGGACAGUAUAGAGAGCAUUCACCCUGCUGCUGCCAGGCUCUUCAGAGCCGACAAGCCAGCACCUUCCCCCUCAAUCAAAAAACUUUUAAAAAAUGUAAUCUAGACUGUUACAUCAGACAGCUUCUGAUGGUAACUUUCUGGUUACACAAGAUUCUUUAGUUUUCUUUGAAAGAGCCUGUUUGAGCUGCAUUCUGUGUGAUGGUGGUAAACUGUAACGUAGCUGGUAAACUGAUCUCUCGGUAUAAAGCAUUUUACUUUGCCCUUAGUUUGAUUUCCUCCGAGACAAAGCAAGACUUAUUAUGUUCACAUCCAGGAGUUACAGAAUGUCUACAGUAUAGGUGCUACAGCAGCACAGCUAUGCCUCUGUAGUGCUAUAGUGUAGAUGCUUCCUACAGUGACGGAGGGGUUUUCUCCAGCAAUAUAGGAACACCACCUUCCCGAGUGAUGGAAGCAUUCUUUUGUCAACCUAGCUGCAUCUAUACUGGGUGUUAAAUGGGCAUACCUAUGGUCUUUGGGUGUAGGUUUUUCACACCUGUAAGUGCUGUAGCUAUGUCAACCUAUCUUUUUUAAGUGUAGAUUAGGCCAUCCAUGUUAAUGCAGAGCAAGAGCAAAUUUUGCCCUGCAAAAGAAAUAAAUAAUGAUUGUGAAUAUAACCUAUGAAGGGGAUCUCUACUCCUGUUACGUGCCCAGCUGCACCAUUGGUGGUAACUGAGCUUGUGUUUUAACAUAGCUGAAUUUACUGAAAUCUGAUAACGGUCAUGUCUACCUCUAUGAGGACUAUACCAGCACAGCCACAGCACUGUAGGUGUGCUAGCAAAAUCCUGUAGUAUAGCCUAUGCCGAUAGAAGGGGUUUGUCCAUCAGUAUAGUAAAACUAUCUUCCAAAGCAACAGGAGCUACACUGACAAAAGUAUUCUUCUAUCCAGCCUGGAACUUUCCUCUCAGCAUUGAUAUUGUAUGUGAAGAGCAGGAUUGAGAGUUAACAGAAAGAGGUGGGCUCCCAGAUCUCACAGGCACUCAUACCAGCAAUGAUUGGGGUGUUUCAGGCAAUAAGGGAAAGAGCAUCAAGUACAUGCAACCACUCACCCUACACAAGAAGGUCCUUUCCUGCAGUAUAUCUCUCAAGAAGCCAUUGGCUUCAAAAGAGACACCUUUCCUCUAACUGAAAGACAUCGCUGAUGCGAAUAGCAAUUCCCAGCUCACUCCAUGCAAGUAUGUAGCCUCUCCUUCUCUAUCAAGGAAAAAGGAACAGUUAAUCUGUAUAAAGUGAGGGAUAAGGUAGCAGUGUCUAUCAUUAAAUGGGAUGGGAAGCAGCUUACAUUAUCUAAAAAUUGGGUUUAUAUGAUUUUAGGAGUGAAUUAAUUCUUGCCACAAUCAAUGUGACAAAUGCAAAUCAAAUGUAAAAGGGGGAUAAUGCUUCCCCAGCUUUCAGGCAUGGAGUGAGAAUGUUCAUAAAGUGCUUUUAGGUGCCUAAGUGGAGGAGGUUAGAAAAGGGUAUGGUUCCAAAACAAUGCAAUAGUUAAAAGCUUUCUAUCUGCUUACUAAUUCAUCCUUUUUUCUCAGAUUUUAGUCAUAUUUUUUUAGUAAAUUCUCUGCCUGUGCUGAUUUAAAAUUUAUUUUGCAUUUACGCGAAUUUCUGCUUGUGAAAGGUAAAGCACGAUUUACGUUAUUGAAAUGGUUACAUCUUUGAAGAGGGUGGGAAAAGAAAUGCCAGAAUAGAUAGCCAAAGGAAAGACAAAUUGACUCCCUUCCCCUUUGUGACAUUCCCAAGGACUCGCUGAGCUGCACAAAUUUCAGUCUAGCAGUAGCAAAGUGAAGGAGAAGGCUCUCUGAAAUGAAGAACAUGAAAGGACUCUUCAGGCAGUAAUAAAUCAAAACACUAUUUUAUUUUAUUUCUUUUUUAGAUUCUGUAAUAAACAAAGCAACCCAUUAA
Messenger RNA from Dermochelys coriacea (leatherback sea turtle), 6340 nucleotides. It is a transcript of the gene ACCS, whose product is annotated as 1-aminocyclopropane-1-carboxylate synthase homolog (inactive). Lineage: Eukaryota; Metazoa; Chordata; Testudines; Dermochelyidae. The coding region runs from base 859 to 3537 and encodes 892 amino acids. Gene Ontology annotation, molecular function: transaminase activity; pyridoxal phosphate binding. The record is from RefSeq and is a predicted model, not a curated record. The transcript has 15 exons. Gene Ontology annotation, biological process: amino acid metabolic process; biosynthetic process.